UACGCCGGAGCUAUCUUUCACAGACAUUCCACAAUCGGCCGUGGGCUAAUCGGAUCGAGUCCGGAUCGUCGUUCGACUUUUCUAGCGUUCGCGUGCCGUACGAUAGGAUCAUCUAGUUUCAUGACUAGAUAAUAAUUCGCUAAUAACAACAACAAUAAAAAUGCACGAAAAAGAAUUUCUGUUAACGUUGACCGUACUGUUGCACAUAUCGGCGUACGGUGUGGUUACCGCCGGAUCGCCAACCGGUGUGUACAUGGACAAUGGUGUCCAGACGGUCAAGCAAGAUUUCAUGUCGGUUGAGGAGCGAAAUGAAGUUGAACAAGAGAUACUGACCAUGUUUGGUGUGCCGAAAAUACCACGAAAAUCUCCAAAGAACCUGGACGGUUCGGCACCACAGUUUUUGUUUGAUGUCUAUAGAUCCAUACAACAAGAUGGUUCGCAUGACAGAAAAGAAAGAAGUGUUUCGGAUGUUGGUCAAUACGAUGAUCGUACUGUACAAGACAGUGAUGUCAUUGUCACACUAUACCUAUCAAAUCAUUCUCCAGUUAGUAAUGUUCGGCACGAACAUGGUAAACGGAUUUUAUUUGAAUUGAAUGAUGUACCGCCUGAGGAAACUCACAUGAUUACUUCAGCUGAGGUUCAUUUGUACCAAUCUGGUAGCUUAAGUAAUGUUAAGAAGUAUUCGGUAUCUUUGUAUCAAGUUUUAAUUUCAAAAAAUGGAGAAAAAGAAUUAGAAUUUGUGGAUACCCAAAACACUACAACAGAUUAUGAUGGAUGGCUUCGAUUUAAUGCAACUGGUACUCUAGUUUCAUGGACUCAUUAUUUAUACCCCAAUAGAGGAUUCUAUGUUUCUGUACAUUCUCAUGAUAAUCAAGAACACGAAAUCAAACCAGAAGAAAUUGGUAUGGUGACUUGGGCUGACAAACAUCAAAUAUCGGAAGCAAAAAAACCUUUUAUGGCUGUUUAUUUGAAGUCCAGAAAUGGAGGUAAUAUAGUUGGUGGUCCCUCUCUUCAAAAACAUUAUAGACGAAGAAGAAGGAAAACUGUUGAAAGUAGUUACAACUCAAACCCAUUUCAAAAUGCAGCAGAAGGGUUUCAAUCUAGAAGUUGUCAAAUACAAACAUUAUACGUUAGCUUUAGAGAUCUUGAAUGGCAGGAUUGGAUAAUAGCGCCAGAUGGUUAUGGUGCAUUUUAUUGCACCGGUGAGUGUAAUUUCCCACUCAAUGCUCAUAUGAAUGCGACUAACCAUGCAAUUGUUCAGACAUUGGUGCAUUUGAUGAGUCCUAUACAGGUCCCUAAACCAUGUUGUGCACCGACAAAAAUGGCUCAACAAGCAGUACUAUUUUUUUUGGAAGAUAAUAACGUUAUAUUAAAGAAGUAUAAGAACAUGAUAGUUAAAAGUUGUGGGUGCCAUUAAAAAUUACCCAUUUGAUUUAAAACAAAAGGUCUAUAUAUAUGGCCAUUUAAACAAAUCUGAUAUUGACAAUUAUUUAUAGGAAACUUUUUUUACUCCGUUGUCUUAAGAUUAUCGUUAACUAAUGUGUAAUUUAACACAACCAACUAUGGACACAGAUAAGAAAAAAACUUAACAAUUUCUAUAUUAAAUUUUUUAGGGUAUAGUAAUAUUUUAUUAACAGUAAAAGUGUAUAUUUUAAAUUGAUCAUAUUUAAAUUAACAAUAUUUUUCAUAAUACUAUAAACACUUGGAAUCUAAUUCACUAAUUAUAAAAUUUGAUAGUGUUAAACACGAAUUAGAAUCAAUUUAAAUUACAAAGAUAAACACAGUACUUUUUUAUUUUAAUUAGUUUGAGUUAAGUAAAUAUAAUAACUAUUUUGAAAUCUCUUAUUUUAGGAAAAAUACAGUAAACUGCCUAACUUUUCUUGUUGAAAAAUAAUUUGUUAUGUUUAUAAUUCCUCGUAGCCAAAAGUAACUGAUACUUUAGUUAACAUCACUAGUGCAAUUGCAGGAGGGUGCUUACUGGUGUUAAGCUAUAGCAAAAUGUAUCGACAAUAAUAAACUAUUAUCUUUAAAACAUAUAAAUAAAAUUUACUGUUACCUAAAUAAAAUUUAAUUUUUAUCAUAUUAAAUAUUAUGUUUUGAAUGAUCACAAAAUAAUUUAAAUAUAAUUACAUAAUGACUUAAUACUAAACACACAUAUAAUAUAUAAAUAGGUAUAUAUCACUUAUUGUUAUUGCUGUACAAGUUAAUUCAAAAUUAAUACAUUUUAUGAGGAGUGGAGAGGUCCUUUUCCAAAGCUUAUAUUCAUUUAUUUUAGAACAUUAAUUUUUUAAUAUAUUCUAUUGGAUAGCAUAUUUUAUAAAUAUGGAAUUAAGUUAAAAUCUAUGGAAAAAAUUGUAAUUCACCUUUCAAACAAUACUUAAUGUAUAGCCUUGUCAAAUUGUAUAACUUUUUUCCAAUUUUUAUUUAUAAAUUAAAUAACAUUCCAAAUUAUACAUUUAAUAUGUAAAUAUACAAUAAAUUAAGUAUACUGAAUAUUUUAAAUGAGAUUAUUAUUAAUUUAAUCAGCUUAAUAUGAUUGGAAACUUUAUUUACAUUUCUAAUAAUAUUUAUUAAUUUUGAUAAAUGGUUGUUUUUUAUUUUAAUGUAUGGCUCUUUAAUAUAGCAUGUUAAGUUUAAAAAAACUGUUACAAAAUUAGUAUUGCUCAAACUUGUUUUAUCUUUAUAUUAUGUGCCUUAUUGAACAUUUAUUUUGUGUAUCUAUCGAUAAAUAUAUGUAUUGUGGUGACACGUAUAAUACUACAGUUAUUAAUAAAAUAAAUAGUAUAACAAUUUUAGGAAACUCAAUGAAAAGUAGGCAUAGCUAUAAUCUUUUAUGAAAGUUAAAUAUUUGAUUAAAAAUUAUCACCAAAGUUCAUUAUGUACAAUAAUGGUGAAAUAUCAGAUAUUUAUAGAGGUCAAGACUUUAUACAUCGGUUUUAUAUACCAAUAUUUUAACUUAUAUUGUAUAAAAAUUGACAGAAUCCAUGUAAUUCAAUUUUUUAGACUAUUUUAUACGCUUUGUAAACAUUAUUGAAUAGUUUAUGUUUAUAGUAUCGUUUACAUUAUAUACUACAUGCUACAAGAUAUUAGAUGUUAAUAUUAUAUAUACGUCCACUGUCCACUGUUCCUAUACUUAUAUUAUAUGUUCACCUAUUUAGAAAAUUUACAUUAAAUAUUUUAUAGUACUUAAAAAUUAUGAUAAUGAUUUAUAAUAUAAUUAUAAUAUAAGAGUUUUCAUAAUAUUUAUACAUUGUAUUAAGGCAAAAAAAAAUAAUGUACAAUUCGUCCUAGAGACUCAUGACUUUUAUAACGACAAUUUUUUUGAAAUAAAUAUAUUGUGA
Metopolophium dirhodum (rose-grain aphid) is the source of this 3341-nucleotide messenger RNA. RefSeq names its product protein 60A (gene gbb). Gene Ontology annotation, molecular function: growth factor activity; cytokine activity. Gene Ontology annotation, cellular component: extracellular region. The coding region runs from base 161 to 1417 and encodes 418 amino acids. Gene Ontology annotation, biological process: SMAD protein signal transduction; BMP signaling pathway. The record is from RefSeq and is a predicted model, not a curated record. The transcript is spliced from 6 exons. NCBI's taxonomy places the organism in Eukaryota, Metazoa, Arthropoda, Insecta, Hemiptera, Aphididae.